This is a messenger RNA of Myotis davidii, 2052 nucleotides long. It is a transcript of the gene PHF23, whose product is annotated as PHD finger protein 23. The record is from RefSeq and is a predicted model, not a curated record. The transcript has 5 exons. The coding region runs from base 1 to 1476 and encodes 491 amino acids. Gene Ontology annotation, biological process: negative regulation of autophagosome assembly; positive regulation of protein ubiquitination; negative regulation of autophagosome maturation. Lineage: Eukaryota; Metazoa; Chordata; Mammalia; Chiroptera; Vespertilionidae.
AUGAAAUUGCGGGGGGAAGGAGGAGGAGGAGGAGGGAGCAGGCGGCCGGCGGCGCGGGGGGAGGGGGCUCGGUCCGGGAGUGCGGGAGGCAGUGGUAGAGGGAGGUGGCGGCAGCGGCUAGCGGACUCGAGUCACAACCGGGGCCAGGCAGACACCUCUGUGGAGCGAGGCAGCGGGAACACCGAGCACCGGAGGCGGCACCGGGAUCCCCGGCUCGGGAGGGGGCCGCCGGACCGGGAGGAGGGGAGGGGGCGAUGCUGGAAGCCAUGGCGGAGCCCAGUCCCGAAGGUGAGCUCUCGACCGGCACUGAGCACUAAGCCGGAGCUUCAGCCACCCGAGAAACGUCGGAGAACAAUUGAGGAUUUCAACAAAUUCUGCAGUUUUGUCUUGGCCUAUGCCGGCUACAUCCCCCCCAGCAAAGAGGAAAGCGACUGGCCGGCCUCGGGCUCCAGCUCUCCACUGCGAGGUGAGAGUGCGGCCGACAGCGAUGGCUGGGACUCAGCUCCCUCCGAUCUCCGGACCAUCCAGACCUUCGUUAAGAAGGCCAAGUCAUCCAAGAGACGGGCUGCUCAGGCAGGUCCCACCCAGCCAGGACCCCCAAGGUCCACCUUCUCUCGUCUGCAGGCCCCUGACAGUGCCACCCUGCUUGAGAAGAUGAAGCUCAAGGACUCUCUCUUUGAUCUAGAUGGGCCCAAAAUGGCAUCUCCACUGUCUCCCUCAUCCCUCACACAUGCCUCCCGGCCCUCUGCUGCUCUCACCUCAGUACCCCUUUCCCAGGGGGACCUCUCCCAGCCCCCUCGAAAGAAGGACCGAAAGAACAGAAAGUUGGGGCCGGGAGGGGGGGCUGGCUUUGGGGUGCUUCGGAGGCCUCGGCCAGCCCCUGCGGAUGGGGAAAAGAGGUCUCGAAUCAAGAAGAGCAAGAAGCGGAAGUUGAAAAAGGCAGAGCGGGGGGAUAGACUCCCACCUCCUGGGCCUCCCCGGGCACCUCCCAGUGAUACAGACUCUGAAGAGGAGGAGGAGGAAGAGGAAGAGGAGGAGGAAGAAGAGAUGGCAGCAAUGGGAGGGUGUGACACCCCAGCCCCUGUGCUGCCAACGCCCCCUGAGGCUCCUAGGCUCCCUGCCCCAGCGCACCCUGAAGGAGCCCCUCCCACUGACAGUGAAAGCAAGGAGGUGGGCAGCACUGAAACAAGCCAAGAUGGCGAUGCCAGCUCCAGUGAAGGGGAGAUGCGGGUCAUGGACGAGGACAUCAUGGUGGAGUCAGGUGAUGACUCGUGGGACCUGAUCACGUGUUACUGCCGAAAGCCCUUUGCUGGGCGGCCCAUGAUUGAGUGCAGCCUCUGUGGGACGUGGAUCCACCUCUCAUGUGCUAAGAUAAAGAAGACGAAUGUCCCUGACUUCUUUUACUGCCAGAAGUGCAAGGAACUGCGGCCAGAGGCCCGGCGGUUAGGGGGGCCUCCCAAAUCUGGAGAGCCCUGACAUCGCUGUCUCUAGGCUGGAACUUCCAAAUGACAACGUGACUUGGGAACUGAGCCUCGGCGUCCUCAGCCCACCUCCCGGAGCUUGGAUAUUGUCCCACUUCAAGGCAGGAACUCCCAAGGGAGCCUUGUUUGGAAAUGAGUUGUUACUCUGUUCUUCCUUCCCACCUUGUGGACUUGACAUGGGAGCCAUUACAGUUGGGGGUGGGAGGCUGUCUGGGUCCCUAGACACUUAAUCUCUGUCCCUUGGACCUGCCACCUCUCACUCAAUGUGCCAGGGUUGGAAAUGGGAUGGAAUGGGACAGUUGUCUAUAAAACGCUAGUGUAAAUACAGCACUUCCCUCCCUCAUCUUUUCUCCAUCCCCAUUUAUUCUACACUGGUUUUGUUUUUAAUUUUGGACUUCCCCUUUUUGGGCAGGGCAGCUCAGAGGUGGAGAACCGGAGCCUGGCUAGGGGAGGAAGGAAGACAGGUGAUCAUUCUCCGGGUCACCUCUUGUUUUUAAUAAUACUGGCCCGCAUUGGUGCGGGUGCCUGCGUGUUGUAAAUAAAGCGGAGUGGGCUCUUUGUGUUUACAGCC